Molecule: messenger RNA, 1737 nt
Organism: Anopheles aquasalis
Lineage: Eukaryota; Metazoa; Arthropoda; Insecta; Diptera; Culicidae
Gene: Cyp18a1
Product: Cytochrome P450 18a1
Biological process (GO): xenobiotic metabolic process
Cellular component (GO): intracellular membrane-bounded organelle; cytoplasm
Molecular function (GO): oxidoreductase activity, acting on paired donors, with incorporation or reduction of molecular oxygen, reduced flavin or flavoprotein as one donor, and incorporation of one atom of oxygen; heme binding; steroid hydroxylase activity
Source: RefSeq, a predicted model, not a curated record
AUGUUCAUCGAUUCCUACCUUGUGGGCUUGCUGAGUAAAGAGUUCCACGAUCCCCUAAACGUGCGGCAGACGCUAUUCGUAUUUUUGUGUGCGCUUUCGUGUGUGCUAUUCCUGCAGUAUUUAAUACGAUUGGUGUCUCAAAUUAAUAAACUACCACCUGGACCAUGGGGUGUGCCAAUAUUUGGUUAUCUAACAUUUAUCGGACACGAAAAGCAUACCCAGUAUGGCAUACUGGCUAAGAAGUAUGGUUCGUUGUUCAGUGCCAAGCUGGGGGCACAGUUGACCGUGGUUAUUAGUGAUUACAAGAUCAUCCGCGAGACCUUCAGAACAGAAGAGUUCACAGGCCGUCCACAUUCGCCAUUGCUGAAAACAAUAGGAGGUUUUGGAAUUAUCAACAGCGAAGGAGCGCUAUGGAAGGAUCAACGCAGAUUCUUACACGAAAAGCUACGUAAUUUUGGUAUGACUGUGCUUGGCAACAAGAAACAUCUGAUGGAGAGCAGGAUUAUGACUGAAGUAACCGAGUUGUUGCUUACAUUAAGUGCUGUUAGCAAUGAAUCCACUGAUCUCAGUCGCUACUUGUCCGUGUCGGUUAGCAACGUGAUUUGCAAUAUUAUUAUGUCAGUGCGCUUCUCGAUCGACGACCCUAAAUUUAAACGUUUCAAUUGGCUCAUAGAAGAGGGAAUGCGACUAUUUGGCGAGAUACACACAAUCGACUAUAUCCCACAGAUUCAGUAUUUGCCGGGAAAUAUCAAUGCAAAGAAUAAAAUAGCUAAAAAUCGAGAGGAAAUGUUCGACUUUUAUCGCGAAAUUAUAGAGGAACAUAAACGUACAUUUCAAACCGGCAGCAUCCGUGAUAUCGUCGAUGCGUACCUCGCUGAAAUAGAGAAGGCUCGUCUGGAGGGCCGGGAUGCGGAGCUGUUCGAGGGCAAAGACCACGAGAUUCAAAUGAUGCAGGUAAUAGCCGAUCUGUUUUCCGCCGGCAUGGAAACGAUUAAAACCACUCUACUGUGGUUGAAUGUGUUUAUGCUACGACACCCUGAUGCCAUGAAACGAGUGCAAGACGAGCUGGAUCAAGUGGUUGGACGUAACCGACUACCAAAGAUCGAGGACGUUCCAUAUUUGCCAAUUACAGAGACGACCAUUCUGGAAGUGAUGAGAAUUUCAAGUAUUGUACCUCUGGCGACAACUCAUUCUCCGAAGAGCGAUGUAGUAAUUAAUGGGUACACAAUACCGGCGGGAUCUUACGUAGUACCACUGAUAAACAGUGUGCAUAUGGAUCCUAAUCUGUGGGACAAACCAGAUGAAUUUAAUCCAAGCCGUUUCCUAGACGCCGAAGGUAAUGUGCAUAAGCCGGACUUCUUCAUACCGUUUGGUGUUGGCCGACGGCGUUGUCUCGGCGAUGUGUUGGCACGAAUGGAAUUGUUCCUGUUCUUUGCUUCUAUCAUGCAUACCUUUACUAUUGAACUACCUGAAAAUGAGCCGCUACCCAGUCUGAAGGGCAUCAUUGGUGUUACCAUUAGUCCUCAGGCAUUUCGCGUAAAACUUAUACCGCGGCCACUGCAAGUAUCGCUCGAAAAAAUACGGAGCGCAAGCGAUAUCUACUAUUGACAAAGUUCAGCUACGAAAUCGAAAUCCAUCUACUGGAACUUCAGCUAGCGUGAAAUAAAAGCAGUAAACACUGAGCACGGUAUGUUCCUACCCUAUAAAGCAUACGAGGAGUGCCAGCAAACAACGAAA